Molecule: messenger RNA, 2014 nt
Organism: Solea solea (common sole)
Lineage: Eukaryota; Metazoa; Chordata; Actinopteri; Pleuronectiformes; Soleidae
Gene: e2f5
Product: E2F transcription factor 5
Exons: 9
Coding region: 225-1307 (360 amino acids)
Biological process (GO): regulation of transcription by RNA polymerase II
Cellular component (GO): RNA polymerase II transcription regulator complex
Molecular function (GO): protein dimerization activity; DNA-binding transcription factor activity, RNA polymerase II-specific; RNA polymerase II cis-regulatory region sequence-specific DNA binding
Source: RefSeq, a predicted model, not a curated record
UGAGGCGGGGCUUCGAUGGCUGGGAGCGCUUGACAGAGCAGGACAAGGGUUGCCGUGGCAACUGGACCCUAACGUAACGUUUUUUUUAAGAACCCCCCACAGGUAACUGCUGCUGUCGCCCCUUGAAGGUAACAACGAGGGCGCCUGAAUGGAAGGAAAUGCUCGUUAUUGUUUGCCGGUAAACACGAGUUAAACAAGUUGGAAUUGUAUUAUUUCCAUAGAAGAUGGAGUUUGAGACGACGGAGACUGUGCGCUCCACACCGAGUCGACACGAGAAAAGUUUGGGGCUCCUCACAAUGAAGUUCGUCAGCCUGCUACAAGAAGCUAAGGAUGGCGUCCUGGAUUUAAAAGUGGCUGCAGACAGCUUGGCAGUAAAACAGAAGAGGAGGAUAUAUGACAUCACUAAUGUACUGGAAGGUGUGGGGCUGAUUGAGAAGAAAAACAAGAAUAUUAUCCAGUGGAGGGGUGAGAACACGGGCAGCCAAACUCAAGAGAUGCUGGAGCAGGUAAAGGAUCUGAAGACUCAAAUCUCUGAGCUGGAGGCCCAAGAGAAAGAGCUGGACAACCAGAAGGCCUGGCUGGAGGAGAACAUCAAACAUCUGAACCGUGAUCCCAACACCUGCACUUACAGAUUUGUGACACAUGAAGAUAUCUGCGGGGCCUUCAGUGGAGAAACUCUUCUUGCUGUUUUGGCUCCUGCUGGGACACAACUGGAGGUGCCACUACCAGAAAUGGGUCAGAGUGGUCAGAAGAAGUACCAGGUGAACCUACGCAGCCACUCGGCUCCCAUCCAGGUCCUGCUCAUCAACAGAGAUUCAGACUGCACAGUACCCGUGGUCGUCCCGGUGCCGCCCACUGACGACAUCUGUCCAGUGCUGACUCCGCCCAACACCCCCGCCAGCCUGCAGAGGUUCCCCCUCUCAGUGUCGCUGAACUCCACCUCCAACACCACCAGCUCCUCCUACUGCAGCCAGGACUCCCUGUGCUCCAACCACCAGAUGGUGCUGCCACAACAUAAUGAAAUGCUGACGCCCUCAUCCACCCCUGCUGAUGAGCAGAUGGAGAGUCAUCCAGUGGCAUCGCUGGAGCAUCACAUGGACCUUGUGGACCCAGAGUUUCAGUCGGUGCUGGACGUGAGCAGCCUGCUGAAGCUCCACACUGCUGGAGACCACAUGAAGGACGACAGAGAAGGAACUGUCGAUCUGAUUGAUGAGCUCAUGUCUGCUGAUGGCAUCGAUUACAGCUUCAACCUGGACGACAACGAGGGAGUGUGCGACCUGUUUGACGUGCAGAUCCUCAACUACUGAUCGCCAACCCUCUAGCUUUUCUGUCCAUGUCCCGUGCACAUCAGCCUCGCCACUACAAGAGUACAAGACUGUUUCACUCUUUUGCUGCACCGCCUGUGUGUCCUCAGCCAACAACGAAACAAAGUGAUGGAUUAACCUUACGAGGUCUACAAAGCCAGCAGUCAUUAUUCUCUCCAUUAGAUCUUACAUGGUUUAGUGGGUGUUUGGUCCAACCAUUCCUCAGUAAUGAGUGCCUUACUGGAACAAAGUCAGGACACAUCCUUCAGUAUCCGACUGCUUCUUUUUGUUUUAUUUCCACCUGAAACUUGAAGACUGUAAACACAUGUUUGUUUGUCAACAUAAUCACUAUUUAAGUUUUCCUUGUGUUCAGUGUUGGCUUUUUUUCGAUACAGGGUUGAAGGUCUAGUUCAGAGUUAUGACCAUAUUGUGUAAAAACAGAUUUCAUAGUUAUGGUCUGUUGUAUUUAAUGAACAAAAUGUUUAGGUUACGUUUUGUAGCCUUGUUUUCACGUUUUAAAAAAACCUGUUUAUUUUCUACUGUGAAACUGCCAUUUUUAGGCCUUUUUUUGUUUUUGUCCUUUGAGGAAUUGAGGACAAGGCAAAUCUUUGUCUUGUCUGUUGAAGCUGUUUGACCGCUGUAUUGUAAUUUAGAAAGUGAAUUAUCCAUAUUUCUUAUCUGAAAUAAUAAAUAUCAAGAGCCUUAAUUGG